CAAUACUUGUUCUUUCCCUUCCUUCGAAUCUCUGACGUGCGAGAUACCAAUUGACAAGAUGGAUGAGAAGCAACAGCUUAUCGGGUCACUCCCGACCACGAAUGAUAGCUUCGAACAGCGUGCACAUGCGAAGAAGAGCUCUCGUUGGGGAACCGUCAAACUUAUUGCAGCAUGCGCAGCCUUGGUAGCGCUUCUGCACUGGACUUUCGUUGUUCCUAAGCUUCCUAUGAAGCACGGAAAGCAUGGCAAGCACCACCACCAAAAGUCGCAAUGUCCCCAGGUCGAGCCUCUUGUGCCAAGCCAACAGACCGAUGAGCUUGUCAACAUGGAUGCCUAUCUCAAGUCGCCUGCUUUCCAAAACUCAUCCAUCCAGCGUCUUUCCGGAGCCGUCCAGAUCGACACCCAGUCUUUCGAUGAUCUAGGCAAGGUCGGUGACGACAAGCGCUGGGAAGUCUUCUACCCGUUCCACGAAUAUCUGGAGAAGACCUUCCCUCUGGUUUAUGAGCACCUCAAAGUCGAGAAGGUCAACACUCAUGGUCUUGUCUACACUUGGCAGGGCUCGGACGCUAAGCUGAAGCCUACUCUGCUCAUGGCCCACCAAGACACUGUCCCUGUCCCCGAUGCUACCCUUGAUGCAUGGACUCACCCGCCGUGGUCUGGAUUCUUUGACGGCAAAGAGAUCUGGGGUCGUGGCUCAUCUGACUGCAAGAACCAGCUUAUUGCUAUUCUCGAAUCUGUUGAACUGCUGCUUGACGCUGGCUUCGUUCCCACCAGAACCGUUCUGCUUUCGUUCGGCUUUGAUGAGGAGAUUAGCGGCGGUCAGGGUGCUGGCACUCUUGCACCCUUCAUUCUUGAACGUUACGGACCUGACUCUCUUGCUGUCAUCGUUGAUGAGGGUGCUGGUAUCUCCGACGAAUGGGGUGUCACCAUGGCCACUCCUGGUGUUGCCGAGAAGGGUUACACCGAUGUCGUGAUCACUAUUCGUAUGCCUGGUGGCCACUCCAGUAUCCCUCCAGACCACACUGCUAUCGGUGUCAUGAGUGAGCUCAUCACCCUCAUUGAGGCUGACAAGUACCCACUCCGUCUUGACGGCAAGAACCCUUACCUCGGUCAGCUUUACUGCGGUGCUGAGCACGCAACUGAGUUCCCCAAGAAGCUCGGCAAGCUACUCGACAAGGCUCAAGGUCAGUGCAAGGCAAAGCCCGAUUCACUCGCCGCCGAAGCAGCCAAAGCCGGUCCUGCUAUCCAGUACCUGAUGCAGACUUCGAUCGCUGUCGAUGUUAUUGGUGGUGGCGUGAAAGUAAACGCUCUCCCUGAGCGCGUCCAGGCUAUUGUCAACCACCGCAUCAACGUUGGAGAGCACCCUGCCGAUGCUCACGCCAAGAUUGCUGGUCUCGCUAAGGAGGUCGCAAAGAAGUACGGGCUUGCUCUGCACUCCUUCGACAACACUACCGAAUCGCCUUCAUCCAUCUCGCUCUCCGCUUUCGAACACGUUCUUGAGCCUGCUCCUGUUACUCCUACCUCUGUCGAUGGAGAGACUGCCUACAGCGUUCUAUCGGGUUCCAUCCGUGCUCUGUAUGGCAGCGAGGUCAUUGUGGCUCCUGGUAUCAUGACCGGCAACACCGACACCAAGUACUACUGGGAUCUGUCUCGCAAUAUCUUCCGUUUUGCUCCUGGCUACGAUGGCGAGUCCAGUGGCCUGGGCAACAUCCACACCGUCGACGAGAGAGUUUCUAUCAAGAACCACGUCAACACUGUCAAGUGGUUCUCUCUUUUCAUCCGCAACAUGGAUGAGGCGGAUUUCGAGUAAGCAGUUGAUGUAUUGAGCAAGGAUAGUUGAUAGUAUAUAGAUGGUUCAUAGUCAAUGACAAAAAACUAAACACUCCUACUUCGCCCGGUCCUCCAAGGCCUUCCAAGUUUUAGGAGAAAGAAAAGAAAAAUAAUCACCAGACAGAGUUUGGACCAUCACGCAAAUCUCGGCUUCAUCUUUUCUUGGCAUCGAAAUGGUCGUC
Aureobasidium pullulans EXF-150 is the source of this 2012-nucleotide messenger RNA. RefSeq names its product carboxypeptidase S. The record is from RefSeq and is a predicted model, not a curated record. The transcript has 2 exons. Lineage: Eukaryota; Fungi; Ascomycota; Dothideomycetes; Dothideales; Saccotheciaceae. Gene Ontology annotation, molecular function: metallocarboxypeptidase activity. Gene Ontology annotation, cellular component: fungal-type vacuole lumen. Bases 59 to 1810 code for a protein of 583 amino acids.